Notolabrus celidotus (New Zealand spotty) is the source of this 2780-nucleotide messenger RNA. RefSeq names its product CLN3 lysosomal/endosomal transmembrane protein, battenin (gene cln3). The record is from RefSeq and is a predicted model, not a curated record. Lineage: Eukaryota; Metazoa; Chordata; Actinopteri; Labriformes; Labridae. Gene Ontology annotation, biological process: lysosome organization; regulation of intracellular pH. The transcript has 16 exons. The coding region runs from base 248 to 1573 and encodes 441 amino acids. Gene Ontology annotation, cellular component: lysosome; membrane.
UUCCGGGGGGGUUAUUUAUGUGGAACACAGCCUCACAUGACGUCGUGAAAGUGGAAAUUGAGCAGAGAGCCGAACAAACAAACCAACAAACAAACACGGCCGUUUAUUAGAGAUGAAACUGAAGUCAGUGUGACGGUACAUUAAGGCUGUUAGCAUGUUAGCUGAGAAGUCUGCUGAAUAAUGUAAUGUAUUUAAUGUGUUUAACUGACGGUUAGCUUAGCUUCAAUUAUUGUACCCGGUUGUAAACAUGGAGCAGCCUGACAGCGUCACCGAGGAGGAGGUUCAACAGCCUGACACCGACGGAAGGUCAUCACGAUGGAGGAACUGGUCCGGGUUCUGGCUUCUCGGAUUGUGCAACAACUUCGCUUAUGUUGUCAUGCUGAGCGCGGCCCACGACAUCCUCAAGAAGCAAGAGUCAGAGAACGCCACAGUGACGGCCUCGGCCGCUCUGACCGUGGGAGGAGGGAACAGCAGCAGCAGCAACAGCAGCCGCUACGACUGCAACCCCGUCUCUACUGCGGCUGUUCUGUUAGCCGACAUCCUCCCAACGCUCGUCAUCAAACUGACCGCUCCCUUUUUCAUCCACAAGAUGCCGUACGGGAUCCGAGUGUUGUUCUGCGCCGCCAUGGCAGCGUCCAGCUUCCUCCUCGUGUCGUUCUCCUCCUCCGUGUGGAUGAGCAUCCUCGGAGUCAUCUUUGCCAGCUUCAGCUCUGGACUGGGAGAACUCUCCUUCCUGUCCCUCACCGUCUUCUUCAGCAGGGAUGUUCUGGGAUGUUGGGGGUCUGGUACUGGUGGUGCUGGUGUUGCUGGAGCCCUCCUCUACUCGCUUCUCACACAGGCGGGCCUCUCUCCUCGUGUUACACUCCUCAUGAUGCUGGUGGUCCCGGUCGGCAUGUUGAUGAGCUAUUUCCUCCUGCUGGAUCCUCCGCCUGACUUACCUCAGUGGCAAAGCAGAGAGACAGAGUACACACCUGUGGGCUCAGAGGAUGAUCAGAGGCAGCGGCUGAUGGAUGGAUCAGAAGAGGAGGAUAACUCAACCCCAGAGGAGCGACACACCGGCCUCCUCAGCUUCCAGGAGAAACUGCACGUCAUCAGAGGCCUGCUGAAGUUCGUGUUUCCUCUCGGACUCGUCUACUUCGCCGAGUAUUUCAUCAACCAGGGCCUGAUGGAGCUUCUGUACUUCCCAAACUUCUUCCUCUCUCAUGCAGAGCAGUACCGCUGGUACCAGACGCUGUACCAGGUAGGCGUGCUGGUGUCUCGGUCGUCCCUGUGCUGUCUGAAGAUCAGGAAGCUGUGGGCUCUCUCUCUGCUGCAGGUGGUGAACGCCGUGCUGCUCCUGUUCGCAGUAAAGUACCAGUUCCUGAGCAGCGCCUGGGUGGUGUUUGUCAUCAUCCUGUACGAGGGUCUGCUGGGUGGAGCUGCAUACGUCAACACCUUCUACUUCAUCAGCAAAGAGACGGAGGACAGACAGAGGGAGUUUGCGAUGGCUGCUGCCAGCGUGGGAGACAGUCUGGGCAUCGCUCUGGCCGGACUCGCUGCUUUCCCCGUGCACAGAUACUUCUGUUCCCUGUGAGCCGCCCACACGGCAGCAGCAGCAGCAGCAGCAGCAGCAGCAGCAGCAGCAGCAGCAGCAGCAGCAGCAGCAGCAGCAGCUCGAUGAAUAAGACGGACGUGGGAGCUUUUCAUCUGAAGAUUUAUUUCAGUCUGAUAUGAGACUCUCUGACAGAGGCAGACUCUCCUCCUACAUGAAACAGAGGAGGUACAAACUCACCGUCUCUGCACUCCAGCAGAGUUUCAGGCGUCUGUACUUUACUUUAGUUUUUAACAUCUUAACUCAUGAAUCUGCUUUUUAUGCCUUACAUUUACAGAACAGGCUUUUUACUUUAACUUUCAUGCAGUGAGGAUUUUUAAUGAUUUUAUUUUGCAUCUUUGCACACCUCCUUCACAGCAUGUAGACUGACUGCAGCCUGAAUGGAGGAGUCAAUAACACAUAAAGACGGUUCUCUGGUGUCUGUCUCAGUGCAUUGAGCACCAAAGACUUCAUUUUAAAUCUUAUUCCAUACUUGAGCGCAUCCCAGUGAAGAAAAUCUGAUUAUUCUGUUACAAAGAGCAGAAAACACUCUUUUAGAUCUCGCACCAAACUCACUGACAGAAACUGCACUAAGACAAUCCCUCUCAUGGUUCAACAUUUUAAAGAGAAGGGCAUGAGAAUUCCACACAGAGGAGGGGCUGAUAAAUACUUGGUUGGGCUGUCGUAACAAUAAGAAAGCUCACGCACUGACAUUAUACAUACCAUAAUAAGAAAGGACCAAGCUUAGUAAUACUCUUUAUCUGAGCAGCACCUUUCAUACAUGGAGAAUAAGUCAAAGUGUGUGACAUUAAAGUCAAACAACAGGAACAGAAGACCAAAGAGACAGAUCAAAACCAGUGUAAAUAUUGUGCCUUAGAGAGAGAGUUAUGCAAGAGCUGAUGUAUAGUGAAUGGGUGAUUAUGCAAACAUGGCUGAAGUGACCAAAGGUACCUUUUAAUUUUAGUUCCUAUCAAAGAUUAUUGAAGGUUAUUUUACGUGCAUGAACAUUAUGUCUUUAUUCAGAGUGGUGAUCCAGAAAACUCAUUUUUAAACACGGUACAGAUACACAAACUUACACAAAGAAAACCAGUGUGCACAUUCCUGCUGAACUCUGUACAACCUUUAUUUUACAUCCUCCUGCAGUGUGUUGUGGAUUCAUGUUACACUGUAAAGAAAAACAUGUGAAUAAAAUUUUAAGUGGUUUAAAAAA